AAACGGGGUUAUACAAGUUACAAGAAUCAAAACACUUUAUCGGAGGUGGCGUUGAAACAAAUCAGCGCACAUGCAAAAACAAACGCUAUCACUAUACACGAAACAAGAAAUAAACAAAAAACGACGUGCAGAAACAGCCCAUCUAGCAACCCGGUCCGAAUGGUUGUCCUCCCUUGUAGCAUUCUACACUUCUACACUUCAAGCCACAACUAAAUUACUUCACGAAGUGUACCACGCGGCUCAUCUUCAACAGUUUUUUUUAACCUUUUCACAGCAACAAUUUUAACAUGGCCCCCAAGAAAAAGGCACCCACCAACGGGUACUUCUAUUUACUUAUGGAACUGCGUAAUAAAAUGGACAUGAAGAGCGCAAAUGAAGAAGCAGCGCGUUUGUGGCCGCAAAUGACCGCUGCUGAAAAAGAACCGUACAACCUGCGUGCGAAGAAGGGCCGCAACGGUGCCAUCAAGAUGACUGCUGCCAAUGAGAAUCUUGCUUUGGUUCUUAAACAAGAACAAGAUGCCAAAGAGCAGUUACUUUUUAUGCAAGAUGACAUCAAGAGACAGAUAAGAUUUCUUUCUGAAAGCAAUACCAUUACUGAAGAGUACUUCCACAUCAUGCAUGUGAACAACUUCUUUGUCACAACUGACAUGGUCUAUUAUCCAGCUGAAAUCGCCAUUGUUAGGUUCAAUUUCAAAGAUGGCGUCCUCGAUGAAAACGUCUACAAUUCCAUCAUCAAGCCUGGAAAGUUUCCGAUUGGUUACAUGGGCUCAGCAAAAAUCGCCUCAGAUGACACGCAUAAAAUAAAUUAUAUGAAUACAGAAAAUUGCAACAUGGGAGAAGUUACCAGGGACAUUUUUGAAUUCUUACGUGUAUCAGCUAAUCUCAGCUGUAAUCCAGCUAAAUUGCCACCAAUUUACGUCAAGGACGAUUUCAAGAGAUUGGUUAAAGAUGUCUUGUUCCAAAUGGCUGAUACUUAUGGGUAUGAUCCAGAAGAGUUGCAAAUUUACAGCUUGUCGUUUCUUUUGUACACUUUACGCAACGACAUUCGCAACACUGUUGUUUGGCCAUCAAUUAGUCAAAGUAUUAACGAACUUGAUCGAGACAUCUUCGAUUAUACUCCUGAAAUUCCUUGUGAGUAUCACAAGUAUGAAGCUGAGUGCCCUGUGCACUGCAGUCGUUCGCACGUGGUGCGCAUGGCGUACAUUUUGUGUGACAAUUGCUGCGAAGACAUGGGAAUCCCGCUGGUCCCCGGCCGUCAUGUGCCCAAAGACGCCAUCACUGAAAAACUUAUCUCGAGCGCAUCUAGUGUCUCAUCUAUGCGCACUGCAAGUGAAUCGCAUGUGAGCAGCGAUAAUCAGUCAUACAGAUCCAACAUAAGUACAGUUGAUUUCGAUGACCGUUCCACAAUGUCUAAUGAUCCAGAUUUAGGGUGGAUUGACGUGCAAUCUGUAAGCUCCUCGUUGCAGUCGAGCGAAGCUGAUUCCUGGUCGACAGUUACCAACAAGCGCGUGCACAAAGGGGGGCCACCAAGAUCCGAUUGGCGAAAUACAGAAACCAAUUUUUGCGGAGGUCGCGGCCGUCGUAUUGCCAACAGGAAGUAAUCAGUUUGGCUUUUGGCACACUCACUCGACGAGAUCCGAGUUUCAACCGGGUGAGAAUUCAAAUCUUAAAUUUUUUGUAUUAAAUUACAGUUCAUUUCUCAUGUAAAUCUUUAAAAAAUGCAAAUUCUACAUUAUCUUA
Dalotia coriaria is the source of this 1740-nucleotide messenger RNA. RefSeq names its product germ-plasm component protein maelstrom (gene mael). Gene Ontology annotation, molecular function: sequence-specific DNA binding. Lineage: Eukaryota; Metazoa; Arthropoda; Insecta; Coleoptera; Staphylinidae. The transcript is spliced from 9 exons. The record is from RefSeq and is a predicted model, not a curated record. Gene Ontology annotation, biological process: spermatogenesis; male meiotic nuclear division; negative regulation of DNA-templated transcription. Bases 288 to 1601 code for a protein of 437 amino acids. Gene Ontology annotation, cellular component: nucleus; P granule.